AUGCUGGGGCAAGGUCUGCAGCAGCCGCGCGCAGCGGCAGCGUCGAGGGGCAUGCAGCAGGGGCACCUGCUGCUGCGCUCGCAGUGGCCGGCGCUGCGACCCAGCCGGCAUUCAGCGCGAUGCUGGUGCUCGGCACCAGUGGCAGCUGCAGAGACCGCCACGCAGCAGGAGCAGCAGCCGGCGCAGCAGGCAAAAGUAGAGCAGAGGAAGCGUGUUCUUUCGGGUGUGCAGCCCACCGGCAAGCUCCACCUUGGUAACUACAUGGGCGCCAUCAAAAACUGGGUGCCGUUGCAGGACGACUACGACACAUUCUUUUGUGUCGUGGACCUCCACGCCAUCACGGUGCAGCACGACCCCAAGGAGCUGCGGGCUGCGACACGCAACAUGGCGGCGGCAUACCUCGCAGCUGGCAUCGACCCCGACAAGGCCUCCAUCUUUGUCCAGUCCCAUGUGUCGGCCCACGCCGAGCUGGCCUGGCUGCUGGAGUGCACCACCCCUAUGGGCUGGCUGCAGCGCAUGAUUCAGUUCAAGGAGAAGGCACGCAAGCAGGGUGAGGACGUGCGUGCGGGGCUGCUGACGUACCCGGUGCUGAUGGCGGCCGACAUCCUGCUGUAUGGCGCCGACCUGGUGCCUGUGGGGGAGGACCAGAAGCAGCACCUGGAGCUCACCAGGGACAUCGCGGAGCGCGUCAACCACCUGUACGGUGGCAAGGCCUGGAAGAAGCGUGGGGGCCGGGGCGGUCGCGUGCUCAAGGUGCCAGAGCCCUUCAUCCCCCCGGCUGGGGCGCGCAUUAUGAGCUUGCAGGACGGCACGGCAAAGAUGAGCAAGAGCGCCGAGAACGACGCAUCACGCAUCAACCUCACGGACACGGCCUCUGAGAUUGCCGCCAAGGUCAAGCGAUGCAAGACGGAUGCAGUUGACGGCCUGGAGUUUGGAAACCCUGAGCGCCCCGAGGCCAGCAACCUGCUGACCCUCUACCAGCUGGCCACCGGCAAGAACAAGGAUGAGGUGCUGGCAGAGUGCGGGUCCAUGCGUUGGGGGGCCUUCAAGCCGCUGCUGGCUGAUGCCCUCGUUGCACACCUGGAGCCCAUCCAGGCCCGCUACAAUGAGGCGGUGAACGACCAGGCGUACCUGGACGGGGUUCUGGCACGCGGUGCAGAGGCGGCGGCGGCAGUGGCGGACCGGACUCUUGCAGACGUGCGGGAUGCGAUGGGCUUUGUGCCGCCGAUACGACGCAUUUAG
This is a messenger RNA of Monoraphidium neglectum, 1242 nucleotides long. RefSeq names its product tryptophanyl-tRNA synthetase. The transcript has 10 exons. The coding region runs from base 1 to 1242 and encodes 413 amino acids. Gene Ontology annotation, molecular function: tryptophan-tRNA ligase activity; ATP binding. Gene Ontology annotation, cellular component: chloroplast; mitochondrion. The record is from RefSeq and is a predicted model, not a curated record. Gene Ontology annotation, biological process: tryptophanyl-tRNA aminoacylation. NCBI's taxonomy places the organism in Eukaryota, Viridiplantae, Chlorophyta, Chlorophyceae, Sphaeropleales, Selenastraceae.